Zeugodacus cucurbitae (melon fly) is the source of this 4198-nucleotide messenger RNA. RefSeq names its product semaphorin-2A. The record is from RefSeq and is a predicted model, not a curated record. Gene Ontology annotation, biological process: neural crest cell migration; axon guidance; negative regulation of axon extension involved in axon guidance. Lineage: Eukaryota; Metazoa; Arthropoda; Insecta; Diptera; Tephritidae. Gene Ontology annotation, molecular function: chemorepellent activity; semaphorin receptor binding. Bases 1666 to 3861 code for a protein of 731 amino acids. The transcript has 16 exons.
AACACAAACAGUUUGUGCGGCAAUUGCGAAAUGAACGGUUCGUUGUUGCGGAUAAACGUGUAAUGGCGCGACUUGCAUUCGGCGAGUUUAUUGUGAAGUGCGUUUGAGGAAUAUAGUAUUUUUGAAGAAAUAUUUAAAUUUAGAUUUUGGAGGAAUUUAUGCGUUCAACAGGCGUAUUACAAAUAUUCGAAGUUAAAAGUGUUACUUGAAUAACAGUUUCGGGUUACCGUGGUUGUAAGUGUAGGAACUGCUGGUAGAAGACAAAGCUUACGAGCUGGCUUGCAAAGCCGAGUAAACUCAAAGCUGUUUGACAAGUUUUGUGCUGCAGAAUUGCAUACAAAAUUUAUGAAAUACGUUACGUAAAGUAAAGUUGCAAGUAGAAGGACUAUAAAAAACUGAAAAAAAAAAUAUUUCAAAAAUUUAAUUCAAAAUAUUUUCGAAAAAAUAAUAAAAAAAAAGUUUACAAAAAAUUCAAUUGAAAUAAAUUUUCGAAAAAAUUAAAAUAAAAUCAAAAUAAAUUUUUGUGAAAAUUUUAAUAUUUUUUGAGUGAAAAAAUCUAACUAAAAAAAUAUUUUACGAAAAAAAUCAAAAUCGAAAUUUAUUCAAGUACACAUCAAAGGAAAACACUUAACCACCGGUCUACUGCAUCAAUCAUCCCCAACAGCUGUUACAUUCAAAAGUUUGCUACACUCUCACACGCUGAGAGCAACGUUUGAAACACCUGAGCAAACGAGCGAAUUAUACAGACAGCUCGUGCGACCAACGGUAUGUGCCGAGUCAAUGAAACUCCACUGAGCCUGCAGACAGCGUAAAAACUCGCCGCUUUGUUCGUCACUUUUGCUGUUGCGAAAUUGUCUUCACCGUUAUCGUUGCCGGUGUGCAAGUGCUCGUGAGCAAAACAAGCUCGUUGAUUUUUCGCCGCAAUUCAGUUAUUACCGUUCCAAUGAGACACUCGUUAACUUGCUUCGUUUUUUCGCCGUACUCGAGUCGCGUUCGUGUGCCGUUACUGUUGCGUCUGUGUUAGUGCCUCGUUGGCGGCGCUGAUUAGUCGCUUGUUGUGUGUUUAUUUAAUACAAAUCCUGUCGCUCAGCGAACUCAGUUCGUGUUUGAAUUUCGUGAUGUGCGGUUAUGAAUUUGCGGCUGGUAUGCGUCAGCAGCAGAAAAUCGUCUAAACGAAAUAUUGUACGUCGGAAAGUGGACUUCAAUGAAAGCCGAAAAUACGUGCAAGAUUAAGAUAUGCGGUGAUGAACGAAAAUUUUGUGUGGCAAAAUAUUUUAGAAUUGAAAUUCAGAUAACUCAAGUUGAGUUUAGUAAAUGAAAAUUGAGUUGGAAGGCAAAAGAGAAGCUUUCUGAUAACUUGUAAAAUAAAAAAAAAAAAAAACAGAAAGAAAAUAAACAUAUAAGAACAACUUAAUAACAACCAAGCGAGUAUAUAAAUAUUACUAAUUAAAAUAAUAUUAAUCAUAACAAACGCUCAAAGUAUGAAAUGAAGUGCUCAAAAUAUCUCAAAACCUAUUGAAAGUGCAUGAAAAUUUAUAUAAAUUAAAUAUUGAAGCUAUUAUAGUGGAUAAAUUCAAAAGUGAAAAUUGUUUAUCGUAAAAAGUUUAAGAGUGAAAAUAAAAGUAAAUAUUUAAUACUACAAGAAAAUUUAAAAUAUUGUCAAAAAUGUGCUCAAAACACAGCUGGCACUACGGUUCGGCAUGUACGGCCGUAACACGUUUGCUCACCUCAAUAAUACUGUUAGCUCUUGUGGAUUACGCCUAUUCGGAUUAUGAAAAUACAUGGAAUUUAUAUUAUGAACAACCUUGUUGUUUGCGUACACCGAAUGUACAUCAUAUACGACAUCAUAAAGAUCCUGUCAAAGAUUUCAGUUGUGGCGCGCUCUACUACAAAACAUUCUACUUUGAUGAGAACAAUAAUGCGCUCUAUGUGGGAGCCAUGGAUCGAAUAUUUCGCUUGAAUCUGCAGAAUAUAAGUCAAUCAAUUUGUGAGCGUGAUGUGCUCAUAUUGGAACCAUCCGGUUCAGAUAUACUCAGUUGUGUUUCCAAAGGCAAACGAGAGAAGGUGGAAUGCCGCAAUCACAUACGCGUUAUACAACCGAUGGAGUCCGGCUCACGUUUGUAUGUUUGCGGUACAAAUGCGCACAAUCCGAAGGACUACGUGAUAAAUGCGAACUUAACUCAUUUACCCAGAUCGGAAUACGUGCCUGGCAUUGGUUUAGGCAUUGGCAAGUGUCCCUACGAUCCGGCCGAUAACUCCACAGCAGUUUAUGUGGAGAAAGGCAAUGCCUUCGGAUUACCAGCGCUGUACUCCGGCACAAAUGCUGAAUUUACCAAGGCUGAUUCGGUUAUAUUCCGUUCGGAUUUGUAUAAUUUAACAUCCGGUCGGAAGGAGCACAAUUUCAAACGCACCGUGAAAUAUGAUUCCAAAUGGCUUGAUAAACCAAAUUUCGUUGGAUCCUUCGAUGUGGGCGAAUAUGUGUACUUCUUUUUCCGCGAACACGCCGUCGAGUACAUCAACUGUGGCAAGGCAAUCUACUCGCGCAUUGCACGCGUCUGCAAGAACGAUCGUGGCGGCAAAUAUAUGAUCAGCCAAAAUUGGGCGACCUAUCUGAAGGCGCGCAUCAAUUGCAGCAUCUCCAGCGAAUUUCCAUUUUAUUUCAAUGAAAUACAAUCGGUUUAUAAAAUGCCAAAUGAUGACACGAAAUUUUAUGCCACCUUUACGACGAACACACAUGGGAUUGUCGGUUCGGCGGUGUGCAGCUACGACAUACGCGACAUCAAUGCGGCCUUCGAAGGCAAAUUCAAGGAGCAAGCGACCUCCAACUCCGCCUGGCUGCCGGUGCUGAACUCCAAAGUGCCGGAACCACGACCGGGCACUUGCAUCAACGAUACGGCAGCGCUGCCAGAUUCGGUGUUGAAUUUCAUACGCAAACAUCCGCUAAUGGACAAGGCGGUCGAUCAUGAAUUUGGCAAUCCGGUCUUCUACAAACGGGACAUCAUACUCACCAAACUGGUGGUGGAUAAAAUUCGCAUCGAUAAACUAAAUCAGGAGUAUCUCGUAUAUUUCGUCGGGACCAGCACCGGACUCAUUUACAAACUCGUACAAUUCAUACGCUACGGUCAACGCUUCUCGAAUCUGUUGGAUGUGCUGCAGGUCGCGGACAACGAGCCGAUACGCGAAAUGGGUUUGAGUCAGAAGACGGGCUCAUUGUACUUGGCGCUGGAGCAUAGCGUCAAGCAAAUCGAUUUGGCGAUGUGCGCUCGCCGCUACGACUCGUGUUUCCGCUGUGUGGCCGAUCCGUACUGUGGCUGGGACAAGGACGCCAGCACCUGCAAGCCAUAUCAGCUCGGUUUGCUGCAGGAUGUUGCCAAUGAGACUUCCGGUAUUUGUGACACGAGCGUUUUGAAAAAACGCAUCACCGCAUCCUACGGCCAGACACUGCAUCUGUCGUGUUUCGUUAAAAUCCCCGAGGUAUUGAGGCAGAAGUCGGUUCGUUGGUAUCACCACUCAACGGAGCGAGGACGCUAUGAAAUCAACUACAGUCCCGCCAAGUACAUUGAAACCUCCGAGGGUGGCUUGGUGAUUAUAUCGGUGAAUGAGGGUGAUGGCGGACGAUAUGACAGUUACCUGGAUGGAACGCUGCUGUGCAGUUACAGUGUCAAUGUGGAUGCGCAUAGAUGUACGCCGCCUAAUAAGAAGAACGAUUAUCAGAAAAUCUAUUCGCAUUGGUGUAAUGAAUUCGAGAAAUACAAAUCGGCCAUGAAGCAGUGGCAGGCCAAACAAGAUCAAUGCAAUAUGAAGGAGAAGGCGAGCGCUAAGCAUACGAAUGAUGUCUAUAGUAAUGAACCUGUGGUCUGACCGCCAGGUAGCGCGACAAACCACUAAAGACUGAGAUUUUUAAGCUUUUGAAAGACAAUAUUUUCGUAUUUUAACAAUUUUAAUUUGCUAAAAAUUCUUGUAACUAAAAUGUUCUACAGUUAAAAAAAUAGAAAAAAAUCACAAAAAUUCAAUAGAAAAUCACACGAAAAUUGUACAGCAACAAAAACACGAAGUGAAUAUGUAGAAACGAACAGUGAAAGCAAGCGCAGCGUCAAGAACCCACAGCAAUGUUAAACAUAAGCAGCAACAAAACACAGCAAAUGCAACACAGUGGGUCAAGAAGAUGGACAUAAGCAGCAGCAACAACACACACAGA